AUGCAUCUCAUGUACACUCUCGAUGCCGUAAGUGUAUGCGCAGGUGGACUUGGCGCACCAAGCUUUUCUACGCAACAUGGCAGAGCAGGCUGCUGACCGAUUUCUAUCCGCCGCCGCCCUCACUAGAAUGGCAAUCGUCUGUACACGCUCAAGAAGAGGACAACGGCUGGAAGCAUCACAAAGAGCGCACAUCCUGCUCGGUUCUCACCCGAUGACAAGUUCAGCAAACAUAGGGUGACGAUCAAGAAGAGAUUCGGUAUUCUGCCUACUCAGCUUCCUACCAAGCCCAUGUGA
Ceraceosorus bombacis is the source of this 294-nucleotide messenger RNA. Lineage: Eukaryota; Fungi; Basidiomycota; Exobasidiomycetes; Ceraceosorales; Ceraceosoraceae. The record is from the annotation of a GenBank genome assembly.